AUGGGCGAGUGGGGCUUCUUGAGCUCGCUGCUGGACGAGGUGCAGGAGCACUCGCCCAUGGGGGGCCGCUGCUGGCUGCUGGUGACGCUGCUCUUCCGCGUGCUGGUGCUCGCCACGGUGGGCAGCGACGUCUUCGAGGACGAGCAGGAUGAGCUCGCGUGCAACACGCGGCAGCCGGGCUGCAAACCGAUGUGUUACGACGCCGCCUUUCCGCUCUCGCAUUACCGCUUCCUGCUUUUCCUCGUGCUCGCUCUCUCGGCGCUCUUCCUCAUCUUCGCCGUGCACCAAACGGCCAAAGCGGGGCUCCCAGCGGGGCGGCGCUUCUACGCGGGCAGCGUCGCGCUCCGCAGCGCGGCCGAGUUGUCGUUCCUGCUGGGGCAGCCGCUGCUCUACGGCUCCCGAGUGCCGCCGCUCUUCGUCUGCCGCCGCCGGCCGGGCCCGCACCGCGUCCACUGCUUCGUGUCCCGCCCCACCGAGCGGACCGGCUUCAUCCGCUUCUACUUCGCCGUCGGGUUGGCGUCGGCGCUGCUCAGCCUGGCGGAGCUCGGCCACCUCCUGCGCAAGAGCCGAACGGCCCCCGAGAAGAUCCCCACCUCCGGGGGGGCGGCUCAGCAGCUGCGCCCCCCAGUGCGAGCUGCCCUGGAUGCGUGA
Molecule: messenger RNA, 651 nt
Organism: Centrocercus urophasianus (Greater sage-grouse)
Lineage: Eukaryota; Metazoa; Chordata; Aves; Galliformes; Phasianidae
Gene: GJD3
Product: gap junction protein delta 3
Biological process (GO): cell communication
Cellular component (GO): connexin complex
Source: RefSeq, a predicted model, not a curated record